Messenger RNA from Octopus bimaculoides (California two-spot octopus), 3954 nucleotides. Its product is annotated as vacuolar protein sorting-associated protein 41 homolog. The record is from RefSeq and is a predicted model, not a curated record. Gene Ontology annotation, biological process: protein targeting to vacuole; endosomal vesicle fusion; macroautophagy. Gene Ontology annotation, cellular component: HOPS complex; late endosome. NCBI's taxonomy places the organism in Eukaryota, Metazoa, Mollusca, Cephalopoda, Octopoda, Octopodidae. Gene Ontology annotation, molecular function: protein binding.
GGGGAGGGAGGAAAACCAGCCGGAAGUUUACUGUUUUUAAAACGGAAGUAGCAAUCACGUGAUACAAACAUUAGCCAAAAUGGCAGACACGGAUUCGGGCCAAGUCGAAGAGACGGAGAAAGAUGAGGAAGGAGGCAAAGAGGAAGAAGAGUCUGAAGAAGAAGCUGAGCCCAAGUUAAAAUAUGAACGCUUGGUUAAUGAUUUAACUAAGAUUCUCAACAAAGAUGCUGCAAGUUGUAUGGCAGUUCACUCCAAAUUCUUGGCUCUUGGCACUCAUAAUGGUGCAAUCCACAUAUUAGAUCAUGCCGGAUACAACAUCAAAGACAUACAGGCGCACAAUAACACUGUAAACCAAAUCAGUAUUGAUGAUAGUGGGGACUACAUUGCCAGCUGUUCUGAUGAUGGACAUAUCAUUAUCACUGGUUUAUAUUCAAGUGAAAAUGACCAAUCAAAGAAUUUUGACCGACCAAUCAAAGCAAUUGCUCUUGAUCCCCAGUUUUCAAAGCCAGGAAGUGGCAAACACUACAUUAGUGGUGAUGAUAAGCUUGUUCUUGGAGAAAAGAAUUUCCUUGGUCGCUACAAGAACUACGUUUUACAUAAGGGAGAAGGUCCAAUCCGAAACAUUAAAUGGAAAUCUUUUCUCAUAGCCUGGGCCAAUGAUAAGGGUGUGAAAAUCUAUGACAUGAGUCUAGAGUGCCGCAUAACCAACAUUCCAAAAGAUCAUAGUAAUCGACCUGACCUCUAUCAGUGUAACCUCUGCUGGAAAGAUGACCGAACCUUGCUGGUUGGCUGGGCAGACUUAAUUAAAAUCUGUGUGGUUCGUGAUAAAACAUCUGAUGUUGAUGCAAAUAUGCCUGAACGCUUUGUGGAAAUCACCCACAUGUUCACUACCACACCAGAAUCUAACUGCUACAUAUGUGGAAUAGCACCACUGGAAAACAAUCUGGUUGUCUUCACCUAUGACAAAGAAGGCCAACAUAUCGAGGGUGGUAAGUUCAAAGCUGACCGACCCCACCUUCAGAUAUGGGAACCAGAGGAAAAUUACUAUGAGGAGAUAUCUGAUGAUGCUUUAUCCUUCCGAGGAUUCGAAGAAUACAGAUGUUUUGACUAUCAUCUUGAGUGUGUUGUUGAAGAAAGUCUUUACUUCCUCAUUAGCCCUAAGGACGUUGUUGUGGCCAAACUGAGAGAUCAAGACGACCACAUUACCUGGUUAUUGGAGCACGAACGUUAUGAGGAUGCAAUGGAAUCUGCUAUGGCUCACAGUAGAGAACUGAAAAAACAUAAUGUCCAGGAACUCGGAAAGCAAUACUUAGAUCAUCUCCUCGAGGCUGCUGAAUAUGAAGAAGCAGCCCAACUGUGUGUCCGAAUAUUGGGACGUAAGAAAGAACUUUGGGAGUCCACGUUUGAAAAGUUCAAUGAUAUUGGUCAACUUAAGAUCUUGGCCCCCCACCUUCCCUGUGGUGAUCCUUUACUCAGCCCACAUAUCUAUGAAGUAGUCCUUAAUGAAUUCUUGAGAACAGAUCAUGAGGGUUUCCUUCAUCUGAUUCGGUCGUGGCCACACAACCUCUACAACAUGCAAGUUAUCAUCAACAUACUCCUAAAUGAACAUGAGAAAGAUAAGAACAACCUUACACUACUGGAGUGUUUAGGAGAGCUAUACAUAUUCCAGAAACGAUAUGACAAAGCUUUGACUAUUUAUCUCCAGAUGAAACACAAGGAUGUUUUUAACUUAAUCAACAAACACAACUUGUUUGAUUCAAUAACCGACCGUAUUGUACAGUUGAUGGAGUUUGAUUCAGAGAAAGCUGUGAUACUGCUGCUUGAUAACAUUGAAAAGAUACCGAUCAAAAAGGUUGUUCAGCAACUUGAACCAACCCCAGAGCUGUUGCAUCGUUACCUUGACAAAUUGUUCCAAAAGGAUCCUCACUUGGGCCAGGAAUACCAUGCAAUGCAAAUAAAAUUAUAUGCAGAGUACGACAGAGAGAAGUUGCUGCCUUUACUCAAGAACAGCACACACUGCCCUCUGCAGGCAGCCCUUGAGGAAUGUCGUAUUCGGAACUUCUUACCAGAACAAGUCUUCCUUCUGAAUAAAAUGGGUGACACAAAAGGGGCAUUACAUGUGAUAAUGGAGCUGCAGAACAAUGUCCAGAAAGCCAUAGAUUUCUGUAAAGAACACAAUGACAAGGAACUGUGGGAUGACUUGAUAACUUUCUCCAUCAACAAACCAGGAUUCAUCACAGGCCUUCUACAGAACAUAGGAACCCAUGUUGAUCCUAUUAUCCUAAUCAAACGGAUACAGAAUGGUAUGCAGAUCCCAAAACUGCGAGAUUCACUCGUCAAGAUCUUGCAGGAUUACCAGAUUCAGAUUGCCCUGCUGGAAGGUUGUCAGAAGAUCCUUGUCAAAGACAGUUAUAGUUUACUGACAAAACAAAUCAAGACUCGACAGCGAGGAUAUAUGAUUGAUUGUUCUGUUUCAGACGGGCAAAAAUGUGGUAUCUGUGAGAAACCUGUAAUUGAAAAUGAUCAAAGAUGUGCUCAAGACUUGUACAUUUUCUUCUGCCGCCACUCUUUCCACCGUGACUGUAUGGAGGGAAAUGGAUCGAUCUCUUGUUUUAUAUGUAAUUCAGGGUCAGGCUAAAAACAACAGCUGUAUCCCAAAAAAUAAACAAGAAUAGACCAAAAGGUUGAGGAUCAAGGUCAGCAACAACCGCAACGUCAACAACAACAACAACAACUAACGCAUAGAGUCAUACAGUUCAACAAAAUGUCUAAUUCUGCUGUUAGAGGUAAAUGUUAAACAACAAUGUAUUGUCUGCCUAGUGACUGGACUGAUUAUCUACUCAUGCUGUAUUCACAUGUAAACAACGUUCUGUUUUGGAGAGGCCAAAGAAGUGGAUGGGUCAGAAAAGGAGAUUUUUAAAAAAUGGGUAGGAGACAUUGUGAUAUCUUCAGUGUUGUUGGGUUUGACACAAUACACCCAUUGUUGACCCUUGUGAUACUUCAAUAAUGGGAUGGGGUUUACAUAACACAUUCUUGUUAACCCUAAAAAUCAAGGUUGUCUUAUUGACCUACCAGUAAGAUUAUGCGAAGCUGACUUAAUACUGCGCUUUUGACUAGUUUACUCCACAUCAUUCCUGCUGCUUAUACUGUCGUCCAGUAAUGAUUCCUGUAUAUAUGUAUACACAUACAUACAGGGUGUCCACAAAGUCUGGGUACAUGGGGAUUAACAUACUUUAAGAAAUUAUUAUUUCUUAUAUUUGUUUGUUAUGAUUUUAUUUACUCCAUGUACCCACAUGGGGAAUAACACAUACUUUAACAAAUUGUUAUUUCUUAUAUUUAAUUGUUUAUGUUAUGAUUUUAUUUACUCCAUGUACCCAGACUUUGUGGAUACCCUGUAUAUAUAAAUAUAUCAAGCCACUAAAAGACGUUCUGUUAACCCAUGUGAUUCCUCUAAUGUUUAUCACAGCAAAUCUCUGCAUGAUUACUAUAUAUAUAUAUCAGGCCUCUAAAACACCUCUCCAUUAACCCAAGUGGUCCCUCUAUGUUUAUACAUUUGGCCAGUAUGAUCCCUAUAUACUACACAAUCCCUAAAAUAAUUCGCUGGUGACCCAUACAAUCCUUCGAAAGUCAGCUUGCUACUAAUAUUGCCCAUGGAUAGUCUUAAUGAGAUUUUACCUACCAUUCAUCGAACUGCUCUGACAGUUUUUAAGGGGUUUUUUUUUUUUUUUUUAAUGAACACAAUCCCAUCCACUCCUUAUCAAAAUAUGAAUUCCACCCUACAACCAAACAUAACGAAACUAAAUUUCUUAUUCUUCUUUCAUUAGAAAAAAAUCUUUAACACUCUCGCCCCUCUAUAUACCUGUUGAUUAAAAGUUCAAAUUGUUAAAAUUUCUGAAAUUCAAGCUAGAAAUUUAAACAAUAAAAAUUUUCAAGAAAAUGCAUUUUCCAAACAUU